Molecule: messenger RNA, 621 nt
Organism: Lactuca sativa (garden lettuce)
Lineage: Eukaryota; Viridiplantae; Streptophyta; Magnoliopsida; Asterales; Asteraceae
Molecular function (GO): zinc ion binding
Source: RefSeq, a predicted model, not a curated record
AUGGUCACAGAUAGGGAACCCGCAAUUGCUAAAAAAGUACAACAAUACUUACAAAGUGGGCUGAAUAUAUGGUUAAAAAAUAAAGAGGGGGUUCAUGGAUGGUCGGUAUCCGGUAUUAAUAAUACAACAUAUCAAGUGCAUGACUUCAAAAGUGGCAGCAUAGUGCAUUUGAGGGAAAAGGCUUGUUCUUGCAAAUAUUGGCAACUAACUAGUUUGUCAUGUGGUCAUGUGAUGGUUUCAAAGCACUUGAAAAAUGAUCACUGUGGGCAUAUGGCUAUAGAUGCUUAUAAAAUUGAAACAUAUCGAAGAAUAUACGAGCAGACCGUAUUCCCUCUUUCAGAACCUAGUGAUUGGGAGGUUCUGGAUGACCUUAUGGUUGUUAACCCUCUUGUGAUGGAAAUACGUCAAGCUGGUAGACCAAAAAACACCAAUCAUAUUCCAUCUCAAGGUGAGGAACAAAAAAUAAGAAGGUGUAGUAGAUGCCAUAACACAACUCAUAAUGCAAGGAUGUGUAAGGAAAUCGUUCCAAAGAACCAAAGUAAAAGUAAAAAACGUAUUAGUGUGUCCGGAACUGGGACAAAAGCGGCAGAAGAGGAACUGAAGCAAGUGACCGAAAACUAA